This is a messenger RNA of Python bivittatus (Burmese python), 640 nucleotides long. RefSeq names its product CDC28 protein kinase regulatory subunit 2 (gene CKS2). The record is from RefSeq and is a predicted model, not a curated record. Gene Ontology annotation, molecular function: cyclin-dependent protein serine/threonine kinase regulator activity. Lineage: Eukaryota; Metazoa; Chordata; Lepidosauria; Squamata; Pythonidae.
GUGGCGAGCUCUGGGGCGGGACGGUGAUUUCGCUGGGAGCAGAAGCGCUGCGGUCGCCGCCAUCGCCAUUCCCUUCAUAAUGGCUCAUAAGCAGAUCUAUUAUUCGGAUAAAUACUUCGACGAGAACUACGAAUACCGGCAUGUGAUGCUACCAAGAGAGCUCUCAAAGCAAGUACCAAAAACACAUCUAAUGACUGAAGAAGAAUGGAGAAGACUUGGUGUUCAGCAAAGUCUUGGCUGGGUCCACUAUAUGAUUCAUGAACCAGAACCACAUAUCCUUCUUUUUAGAAGACCACUUCCAAAAGGCCAACAAAAAUAACUUCUCUAAAUUUCUGGAACUUUAUGUAUAAAUGUAUAUAUGUUGGUAGUAUUCAGUGAAUACUUGAGAAAAAUGUACAAAUAAGUCAUUACCUGUGCAUGAGCUGUAUUAUUCACAGCAACAGAGCUCAGUAAAAUGCAAACUAAGUUGGCUGCUAUGAUCUUGAACUCUCAUCGUUAACAAGUGCCUAUUUGCUCUUGUCAAUUUUGUUCAAUAAAGUUUACAACUUACAUGUAACGUGUUGAUUAUAAAAUCUUCAAUUAUCUUUGGGUUAUAUUAGUAAUGUAUCUUUCUAUAACAGAGCAAUUCAUCCUGUGGCUU